Effrenium voratum is the source of this 1536-nucleotide messenger RNA. NCBI's taxonomy places the organism in Eukaryota, Dinophyceae, Suessiales, Symbiodiniaceae. The record is from the annotation of a GenBank genome assembly.
AUGCCGCUGGAUUUCACCGCUCUUUGCAAGAGGACUUCAUGGGAGACCCCAGAGCCGUCUCCUAUCUGUGAUGAGCGGCGCGUGCAUCCGGUGGUCAUGAAGUUCGGGGGCUCGGCGCUGAAUGGGCCGGAGCAGGUGGCCACCUGCGUGGAGCUGGUGCGGAAGGCGCUGGGUGAGCGGCCCAUCGUGGUGGUCAGCGCCAUGGGCAAAGCCACGGACGCCCUGCUGGAGGCAGGGCGCCGGGCCUUGGAGACUGGCGCAGAAGAGUCGGUCGCCCAGCUGCGGGCCUUCCAUGAGGCCAUCCUGCAGAAGUUCGGGGUACCUUUCGCUCUGCUGGAGCCGCUCUUCGGGGAGCUGGAGAGGCUGCUGCAAGGCCUGGCGCUGGUGCAGGAGAUGUCCGGAAGGAGCCGCGACCUCUUGGUCUCCUUCGGGGAGCGCCUCAGCGCCCGCACCUUUGCCGCGGCCUUCAACGCCUCCAAUGCGGAGGGCAUCGAGGCUCGCGCCUUGGAUGCCUGGGAGGUUGGCAUGAAGACCACCUCCGGGUCCGGCGACGCGGACUCCGCCUAUUCCUCGGUGGAGGUGCUUCCCUCAGCCUACGGAGAGAUCAAGCAGAGCUUCGCGGCGCUGAAGCUGUGCUACGACUACGUGCCUGUGGUGACCGGCUACAUCGCCCAGGACGCCCACGGCGCCAUCACCACUUUGGGCCGCGACGGGUCGGACCUCACCGCCGCCGUCAUCGGGGCCGCCGUGAAAGCCAAGGAGGUGCAGCUCUGGAAGGACGUGCGUGGCAUCCAAAGCAUCGACCCCCGCAUGGAGCCGCAGGCCAGGCCGGUGGAGGUGCUCACCUUUGAGGAGGCCGCGGAGCUCUCCGUCUUCGGAGCGCGGGUGGUGCACCCCAGCGCCGUGCUGCCCGCGUGGAUGGCCGGCGUGCCCAUGUGCAUCCGCAGCUUCCUGGCCCCGGACUUUCCGGGCACCCGCAUCGUGCGGGACCUGGAGCUUCCACGCCCUGGGCAGGUGGCGGCCAUCAGCAGUAAGCAGGACAUCACCAUGAUCGUGGUAAAGAGCAGCCGGAUGCUGGGGCAGCAUGGUUUCCUGGCGCACGUCUUUCAGCUCUUCCAUAAGUAUCAGGCCUCGGUGGAUGUGAUCACGACCUCAGAGGUGACGGUGUCGAUGACCCUGGACGAGCACUACGGGCACGUGGACCUCGAUGGGCUCGUAGAGGAGCUCCGCAAGGUGGCGUACGUCACGGUGCACCCGAGCAUGGCUUUGCUGACAUUGAUCGCUAGCAAGGAUGACUCUGUGGCUGUGCUGCGGCGAGCUUUUGACAUCUUCGACGACUUGAGCGUGCAGGUGGAGAUGGUUUCGCAGGGCGCGUCCAACGUGAACUUGACCUUUCUGUUGCCCGGGCACCAACUGGAGCGAACCGCCAGGCAGCUGCACGCGGUCUUCUUCGAAGAGGGCAAGCCGCAGGGCGCCGUCACCCCGGGCUCCACUGCUGGCUCCUUUACCAGCCGGAGCCGAUCUUCCGAGGAGUAG